Fraxinus pennsylvanica is the source of this 393-nucleotide messenger RNA. The record is from the annotation of a GenBank genome assembly. Lineage: Eukaryota; Viridiplantae; Streptophyta; Magnoliopsida; Lamiales; Oleaceae.
AUGGGUUCUACUCCAAAACUUUCUUUAUCUAAACUUCGAUACAAGCCGAGAGAGCCUCUAGAAGUGCAAACACCGCCACUCCAACCAUUAGUUUCCAUCCCAUUUCACUGGGAGGAGGCACCGGGAAAGCCCAGAACCACCGCCACUAUUCCACCACCACCUAAUAACAAAACUGCCUGCAGGUGCUUAGACCUUCCUCCAAGAUUGUUGAAUGAUGCAGCGAAAAUUACCAAUAUGCCCUCCCCGACAACCAUUUUAGAUGGAGCUUAUUUGGGUGGAUCUGGGUCUCGGACUUUAUCAUUUUCUUUCCGAAAAGUGUCGCACGGGAGCUUGGAAGAGAGGUCCAAGAAGAGAGGGAGUGGUGUUAAGGAGAGCUUGAGUUAUAAUGAAUAA